AUGUAUGAGCUACUUCGAGACACGGUCUUAAGCCACGCCCUGCGGCUCAUCACCGGAGGAAGAGUAUUCAAAUACCAAGAAGAGGUCGAUCCGUCAAUAUGGAAGAAAUUUGUAGACGGCGAAAAAUCAGCCAAUGUUGCGCGGUACGGAGAGACAACACCUCCGGACCAGCACUCGCCAGAGGACAAUCGCUCCGGCGGCAAUCAUGACGGUUCCUCAGAUUCCCGAACUUCAUCUGCUACAGCCGUCGAUCACGAUACCGUUGUCCAUGGUAACAAGAAUCGCCAUGUUGAUCCCGAAAAGGGCAAAGACUAUUAUAUUGUCGACUGGUACGGUCCAGAUGAUCCCGAGAAUCCAUUGAACUGGUCCAGAGGAAAAAAGUUCUUUGUGACAUUUGAGAUUUGCUUCCUAACCUUUAGUGUCUACAUUGGAUCAGCCAUCUACUCGGCGGGCAUCCUGGACGUGAUGCAACACUUUGGCGUCUCGCAAGUGGCCGCGACGCUGGGCCUGACCCUCUUCGUCGCCGGCUACGGCAUCGGUCCCAUGAUUUGGAGCCCGCUGUCCGAGAUUCCCCAGACGGGGCGCAAUCCCAUCUACAUACUCACGCUCGCCCUCUUUGUGGUCCUGCAGGUUCCGACGGCGCUGGCCACAAAUUUCGGCAUGCUCCUUGCUUUUCGUUUCCUCACUGGCUUCAUUGGCAGCCCCAGUCUGGCCACUGGUGGUGCUAGUAUCAGUGACAUGUACUCGCCUGCCAAGCGCACCUAUGGCCUGGCCGUCUGGGGCAUUGGCGCCGUAUCCGGCCCGACCUUGGGUCCUCUAAUCGGCGGGUUCGCCGCCGAGGCCAAGGGAUGGCGCUGGCCCAUUUGGGAACUCAUGUGGCUCUCGGGCGGUUCGCUGGCCUUUCUCAUCUUCUUCUUGCCCGAGACCUCGCCGGCCAACAUCCUGUACCGCCGGGCCCGGCGCCUGCGAAAACUGACGGGCAACGCCAAACUCGUGUGCGAGGCCGAGCUGGCAGGCCAGGACAUGACGGCCCGGGAUGUGGUACAAAUGACGCUGGUCCGCCCCUUUGUCCUGCUCUUUGCCGAGCCCAUAGUCUUGGCCCUCGAUCUGUACAUUGCUCUGGUCUACGGCCUGCUGUAUAUUUGGUUUGAGAGUUUCCCCCUCGUCUUUGAGGGUGUCUAUGGGUUCAGUCUAGGGCUCGAGGGGCUCGCAUUCCUGGGUAUCCUCGUCGGUGUCUUUGUGGUGCUGCCGCCGUUUGUCUGGUAUCAGCACAAAUACAUUGAACCCAAGUUUAACGACAAUGGCGAGCUCAAGCCCGAAUGGCGCCUCCCGCCGGCAUUUGUGGGCGCUUUCGCCAUCCCCAUUUGUCUGUUUUGGUUUGGCUGGACCUCGCGUCCCGACAUUCACUGGAUCGUGCCUAUUAUUGGUACCGCCUGGUUCAGCAUUGGCGCGUUCCUGCUUUUCAACUGCGUCAUGAACUAUCUAAGCGACGCCUACCCAACCCAGGUGGCUAGUGUCCUCGCGGGUAAUGAUUUGUUGAGAAGUAUGGUUGGUGCCGGAUUUCCGCUAUUUGCGACUGCAAUGUACAAAAACUUGGGCAUUGACUGGGCUAGCUCUACCUUGGCCUUUAUCUCAAUUGCAUUUAUUCCAAUCCCAUUUGUCCUGUUCAAGUAUGGUGAGUGGCUUCGACACAAGAGCAAAAAUGCCAGACACGACUUGUAA
Molecule: messenger RNA, 1722 nt
Organism: Pestalotiopsis fici W106-1
Lineage: Eukaryota; Fungi; Ascomycota; Sordariomycetes; Amphisphaeriales; Sporocadaceae
Exons: 6
Coding region: 1-1722 (573 amino acids)
Biological process (GO): xenobiotic detoxification by transmembrane export across the plasma membrane
Cellular component (GO): membrane
Molecular function (GO): fluconazole transmembrane transporter activity; xenobiotic transmembrane transporter activity
Source: RefSeq, a predicted model, not a curated record